CACAUUGACCUUAUAUGUUCGCCAGCAGAUGGCACUACAUGCUUGUUGGUUUACAAAUGGCGACAGUUCCUUAGCUGCAUGUCAACAAGAAGUGACCAAUGGUGAUAUAUGUACAGUAGGCAGAUUUUUCACUGCAAUCAGCACGGGUCAGCAUGCAGCACCAAGUGAAAGAGCUUCCUGCCAUUCGUGGAGCUAGGAGUCCUGAUACCAGGAUCCAGUAUCGAGAAACAGAUGCCAGGAGUCCACAUUACAGAGACCAACCACAGUACGGUGGUUACGAUUUAGUGGAUAAUAGAUCUGCAUCCCGCGUGGAACACUUAGAGGAAAGACUGGCCCAUCAGGAAAGAACAACACAGGCAUUGCUUGAAAAAGCUGUGCGUAUUAAGGAAGACAUUCUUGACAAUACCAGUUACACUCAUGGAACAUGGCAAAAUGAAAAAAGAGCCAGAGAGCUGCUGCAGGAUCAUAUCAGGACCAUUACUGAUGUUGUCAAGAAACUGGAUUGGGAUAUCAAGAUUGUAGAGGACCAGCUUCGUAUGAAAGACUCUUCAACAUCUCAAGCAUCAGCAGCCGUUAAGAACCUAGAGGUGCAUCAUGUGGCAGGGUUGACAGACCUACGAGGGCGAGUAGCAAGAUGUGAUGCAUCUAUAGCAAAGCUAGCAUCAGACAGUAAAGCUUGCUUUGAGUCCAUUAAGAGUUUGAAUACUGAGCAUCAAAACUUGAACACUAAACUGAUGGAGAAGUUACAGGAUAUUGAAAAUAAGAUGGCUGAAAUAAAUAACAGACUGGAUAAGGUCAAUAUAGAACACACCCUGAAGAUAAAACACAUGGAAGGGGAUUCCAGUCAACAGCUCAGCCACCUUGACACCAAGACUCGGGCUUUGUUUGAGGAGCUGAGACAUACGCUUACUGCCAGCAAGGCAGUAGAGGAGGCCGAGAGGGAGAAGAUGGAAUCCAGGUUGUUCACUCACUUAGACAGAUCAUCAACUUCAAGAGAUGGAAGGCUGGAUAAAAUGGAGAAAAAGGUAGAUGAGUGGUUUCAUGUGGUAGAAAAAAAGUUGCAGAAGAUGGAAGAUGAGAUGAUCAGGGACAGAGAACGGACAAUAAAAACAGAACAGGCUUUUGAAAGCAGAUUCAGUCAGCAUGUGGAUGUAUCUAUAAGGAAACAAAAUGAAGAAAUAUCAAAAGUGAAGAAAGAGUGCAGAGAAGCAUUUGCUACUCUUCAUGAAAGCAUUGUGAGCAUGAAGUCUGUACAAGAUGGAAAAAGAAAACUUUUAGAGGAACAGAUUAGAAAGGAAAUAGGACAAAUAAGAAAAAUGGUGGUCUUGUUAUAGUGCCAUCUCUCUGUAAUUAAUACUUUUUAUGUUUUUUAAUCUCGCAUAUUUUAUGUAUUCUUUACUUACAUUAUCAAAUAUAUAAAUACUUCAGCAACGCCAAUAUUUUAUAUGUUGUAACUUGUAGUUCAAAAACACAAGUUCACUUCCAUGGAUUUUUCGUAAAUAUUGCAUUUUUGAGACUUUCAUUAUUUCAUUUGUUUGAGUGUUCCAUUGUGCCAAGUCUUCCUGGUAGGGAGCAUUGCGUUUAAUAUAUAUAUAUAUAUAUAUAUAUAUAUAAACUGGCUUCCAUAUCUCUUGCUUCCUUGCAAAAGUUAUCACUUAAAAAGAUAUAUUAUAAAUUCUAAGGUAGAUUUCAGUGAGAAAAGAAUAUUUGAAUUCAUCUGCUUUAAGUUUUAUAAAGUACAAUCUGUGAAAACACUUGAAAAAAAACCCAAAUACACUUAUUCCUGAUUACUAUGUAGGUUAAUACAGCAGGUAUAUGCAACGUCUUCCAAGUCAUUAAAGGCAACAAGAUGCAAAUUUUUGUGACAGUUUUGUGAUCGACAGCAGUGUAUUCAAAUAUGCCAUAUUUUUACAACAUAUAAGCUUCAUUACUUGUUAUAGAAUUACCAAAAGCUGCAAUUCCAUCUGGAGUGAAUACCCUAAUUGUUGUGUGAAACAAAUAAUAUGGAAAGGCUUUUCUGGAAACUCUUUUUUUUUUUAAUGAAUGAAGCAGGCAGAGUUGCUUUUAAGAAUAAAACGAAAAGUAUUGAAAACACAACCUGUACAUGCUUAAAUGAAGAAUUUUGUGUAAAUAUU
Messenger RNA from Lingula anatina, 2135 nucleotides. RefSeq names its product protein FAM81A. The record is from RefSeq and is a predicted model, not a curated record. Lineage: Eukaryota; Metazoa; Brachiopoda; Lingulata; Lingulida; Lingulidae.